Molecule: messenger RNA, 1092 nt
Organism: Fusarium graminearum PH-1
Lineage: Eukaryota; Fungi; Ascomycota; Sordariomycetes; Hypocreales; Nectriaceae
Exons: 1
Coding region: 1-1092 (363 amino acids)
Biological process (GO): regulation of cell cycle
Cellular component (GO): nucleus
Source: RefSeq, a predicted model, not a curated record
AUGGCUCCCACAGAAGAAGAGGCCCGCAAAGCCCUCGAAACCCUCAUCACAACCGCAUCAACACUCCUCGAACAACUUCAAUCCAUCCUAACAUCCAUCCAACGCAGCCCAACCACCCCCUCUGCCUCAUCCACCGAAACAACCGACAUCGACGCCCUCGCUCUAGCCCGCGAUUGCUCCUCCCUCAUCCGUGCCCACGGCACAAAGAUUUCUCUUCUUAUCAUCAACGAACCCUUCACGCCCAGCGCUUUAACCACCGUUGUCCGCGAACUCGUCAAAGGUCCCAUCCCCGGCCUCGCAUCCGCCGCGCAAGCCUGCGAGACAAAACUCUAUACCUCCGUUGUCCGAAAAGAACUUGCGUAUCGUGCUCAAAAGGUCCUCGCUGAGUUAUUAAACCUUUUAAAUCGUGUGCCGAAAGAUGGCAAAGUUUUGGCAGGUGUGGGGAGGGAUAGCGGUUCGGGAAGUUUGGCGCUGACGGGUAUGCUUUGGUCUGCGUGUGAUGAAGUCGUUGCAUUGGCGAAUAUGGGCGUUGGAGGCUUUUUUGUGAAAAAAGCUGAGGAGUGGAGGGAUACACUCAAGGAUGUUAUGGAGGAAUUAAAGGAGUGGGGUGAAGAAGAAGACGAUGAUGAAGAUGAAGUGGAUGAUCUGGCAGACAAGAUGAACGACGCAUCAUUGUCCAACCAAGAAAUGCUCGACGAAAUCAUGAACUCUUCAUCCGCCAUUCCCCGUUCCGACCCCGAUAAAAUCCGCCCGCGCCUCGACUCAACCCUCAAGCGUCUACGCAUGGUAGUUCUUCUAUACCAGGCCCUUUCGAAGCGCCGUUUCAAGAAAUUACCCAAGGAUACUACCAAGGGAGAUAUGCCAGCCAAGCUGGACACUACUGCGAAUGUGUUGGCAGCGUUGCCGGAUAAGUUUGGUGAUCUGGCAGAGGCAUUUUACGAAUUGGACGGCGAGGAGAUCGAUAACCUUAUGGAAGAGUGUUUUGAGAGUGCGGUCGGUGUGAGUGAGGUUCUCAAGAUUGGUUGGGAGGGUGAGAGUGAUGAGUUUAGUGAGUGGAUGGAAAAGUUCAAGGUCGAAGUCAAGAAGUCAUAG